Messenger RNA from Dictyostelium purpureum, 420 nucleotides. RefSeq lists its product as uncharacterized. The record is from RefSeq and is a predicted model, not a curated record. The transcript is spliced from 2 exons. NCBI's taxonomy places the organism in Eukaryota, Evosea, Eumycetozoa, Dictyosteliales, Dictyosteliaceae. Bases 1 to 420 code for a protein of 139 amino acids.
AUGAAUAAUCUAAAGGAUUUAGUGGAUUAUGAUGUAAACUAUAGUAUAGUUUGGAAUAAUAUAUUUUUAAGAAAUGUAAUUCUUAAACAUAUUUUAAAGUUUAUUGAAUAUAGUUUUGUAGAUCUUAAUAAAUCACAAUAUGACCAGUUUAAAGAUAAAUCAUAUAUAACAACACUUAGUUGGAAUGGUGAUCCACUACCUGAUAAAAAUGAAUUUCCACCAUUUUUGACAAUUUUAAAUUUGUUCUAUUGUUAUAAAAAGUUAACUCCAACAACUUUACCAAAUACAAUAACUACACUCACAUUCGGUUAUGAAUUUAACAAAGUAAUUCUACUCGACACAUUACCAAAUAGUCUCACAACACUCACAUUCGGUCAACGUUUUAACAAAGUAGUUCAACCCGGCACAUUACCAAGGUGA